This is a messenger RNA of Prorocentrum cordatum, 1312 nucleotides long. Lineage: Eukaryota; Dinophyceae; Prorocentrales; Prorocentraceae. The record is from the annotation of a GenBank genome assembly.
CCCCGGCAACGCGUGGAGAGGAGGAGGGAGGAGGGGGGGGGGGGAGGGGCAGGAGUGAGGAUCGAGAAAGGUAGCAAGAACAACAAUGCCAGAGGGCCAUCCGGGCGCAGCUGCACAGGACGGCUACAUCGGGUCUCCGCUCAUGCACCUCGGGCCGGCAAGGUCGCGACAGACAGAUCAGCUCAGCCUCUCUUGUCCAUGCGCUCCGCUCCCUCGCCCCUCCUCCCGAGAACUCUGCCUUUCGAGAAAGCAAAACGAAAAAAACGGCGUCGUUCGUGUCGACGACGCGCUGGCCUGCACUUGUCCCUUUCCGAUCCGAUCGGAUCAAGCACCGCCUACUGUCAUCCCUGUCUUUCUCGCCGGCAAAAUCAAUCGCUCGCUCGCCUGCCUUGGCUGCAUCCGGCGGCCAAGGGUGCCAAUGCUUUUAGCCUCCGCUUCGAGUGCACCCGGCGGGGAAGAGGCGCGUGUACAUUUCCAAGACGCAGGGAGAGGAGGACGGGACGGGGAUGAGAAACAUUAUGAGGACGAGGAGCAGGAUGAGUCGCACAGCGUGCCGCACUGUUUCCCCCCAUGACUCCGCCUCCUCAGAUCGCAGUCACGGAACGCUAAUUCGCUGGCCCCUUCACGUACCAAAGAGACCAGCAACCGAUGUUCGGCUGUCCGCCCACCACGCCCUGCCCCAAUUGUGCACACCACAGGUAUGUAGACUUGCCCGCCUCACUGGAAGACGACGACGCCGGCGGCGCCAGACUCGAAGGCGGCGGCGUCGAUGCGGAGGCUUGGUCCCGACUGCCAGUGCGCACUCAUUAGGUGUCGGACGGUUCGCCUUGCGCAUGGCAGGCGAGGCCGAGCACUGCCGAUCCAACGCGGCGGCGGCGCGCGGCGCGGCUCCCUACUCGAGGUCUCCCGCCACGGAAUUUGCGUCGCCGGUGGAGGCCGUCUCGCCGUCUUCGGUGGAGACGUCGUCGUCGGGCUCUGGAAGGUGGAGCGCCUUGCCUUCGCAGCCGAAUCGGAAUCGCAACGCGGGAGGCGUGGACGAGGCACGGAUGCGGCGGUCGUACAUGGGCUUUUCGUCCACGUCGAGGAACGUGUUCUUGACAAUGAUUGAGCUCCACAGCUCCUCGGGCGAGCAGACUGACAAAGGAGCCAUGUGCUUCUUGUGUAAUGUGGAAUCGAGAUGUUUGUUCACGCGGAGUGAACGCAAUGGUCGCUGUGAGCAAAACGUAAUGAAGGCAAAUUAUUAUCUUGAGCCGGACCGGCUACGUACGGAACUGGAGGACCACGAGUAGGACCAGGCGCAUGAUAGGCUUGC